AUGAACGUCGUAACGCGCGUGUUUGGUCCCCUCCGGUCUUCUUCUCUCCGUCUUGCUACGCGCUGUUUUGCCUCUUCUGGUGGUAUUCCUAACGAUUUGGAACACGCAGUUGGUCGUGAACGUCAGGAACUUGAAGCUGCUGAGAUUGGCGUGGCCCAGUUUAAUCGUGAUCCCCUUGAAUCGGAUGAGACGCAGGGCAAUUCGAAGGACGACCCCAUUCUCGUCCCGUCUUUUAAUGAUGUGCGCACUGUGGGUGUCUCCCACAAUGACGCGUCCUAUUUGUACUGGUUUAAUCUGGUCAAGGGCAAAGUGCACUAUUUGCCACAGAUUGAAAAGUACUUUAUGCUGUACAAUCCUGAAGAAUUGGCUCAACUGGUCAAGGAAGUCGAAGCCAAACAACAACAAUAA
This is a messenger RNA of Peronospora farinosa, 408 nucleotides long. Lineage: Eukaryota; Oomycota; Peronosporomycetes; Peronosporales; Peronosporaceae. The record is from the annotation of a GenBank genome assembly.